Molecule: messenger RNA, 3930 nt
Organism: Cyprinus carpio (common carp)
Lineage: Eukaryota; Metazoa; Chordata; Actinopteri; Cypriniformes; Cyprinidae
Product: long-chain-fatty-acid--CoA ligase 6
Biological process (GO): long-chain fatty-acyl-CoA biosynthetic process; long-chain fatty acid metabolic process; very long-chain fatty acid metabolic process
Cellular component (GO): membrane; endoplasmic reticulum
Molecular function (GO): arachidonate-CoA ligase activity
Source: RefSeq, a predicted model, not a curated record
AAGAUAGACUGAGCGUCAUAAGAUAACACUUCAUUCCCCCCCAAAACAAACAAACAAACUCAGAUGUAAAUCAUAACCUCGUAUUAUUCCGUUUCUGGUAGCUACAAAAAUAGUCUGUGAAAAUUAAUCUAAAACUAAAGAUGUGAUUUGUCAUAAAUGUGAUUAUCUUACAAGAAUCAAAGCUGGUUUUAUAAGUGGCUAUGUUCGCACAUGACGUUAGGAAUCAUCCAGCAGCAUCUGCAGCCCUCAUAGGUGCUCCCUCCUCCUCUUCCUCCUCAUCACGGUGAGGGAGGAGACAGCAGACCUGUCGCUCAUCCGCUCUCUCUCCGGCCGGUGAAGCAGCAGCAUCUCUCCGUCGCCUGUGCGUCUCAGCUCGGCUCCAUGCAGGACAGAUGAACGCUGCGACAUCUCUCUCUCUCUCAUGACUGAGACAUGCUCGCCUUCGCUUUAGUCGCUGGCUCUGUCUGGGUUGUACUAGAGCUCAGCUCCACGUUUAUGGAGAAGAUGCAGUCUCGGGAUCUGCUGCUGGGUCUUCAGCUGCCUGAGCUGGAUGAUCUGGGUCAGUUCCUCCGCUCUCUGCCCACCUCCACACUGCUGGGUCUGGGCGCCCUGACCGCUGUACUGGCCUACUGGAUCUCCACUCGACCGCGGCCCAUCACGCCACCCUGCGACCUCCGGCUCCAGUCACAGGAAGUGCAGAUGGAAGAUGGCGCUCGAAGGUCCAUGAUGGGCGACAGCUCCACGCUGCUCUCGCACUACCACGAGGACGCCAAGACCAUGUACGAGGUGUUUCAGCGAGGUCUGCACAUCACCGGUGACGGACCCUUUUUAGGCUCCAGACUCCCCAAUCAACCCUACAAAUGGCUGUCCUACAGAGAGGUGUCCAGCAGGGCGGAGCACUUGGGCUCUGGUUUGCUGUCUCAGGGAUGUCAGCCCAAUCCGGAUCAGUUCAUCGGGGUGUUUGCUCAGAACAGGCCUGAGUGGAUCAUCUCUGAGCUGGCGUGCUACACGUACUCCAUGGUGGUGGUGCCGCUGUAUGACACUCUGGGACCCGACGCCAUCCGCUAUAUCAUCAACACAGCUGAGAUCUCCACAGUGAUCUGUGAUAAAGCACAGAAAGCCGCGGUGCUCCUGGAGAACGUCCAGCGAGGAGAGACGCCGGGUCUGAAGAUGAUCAUCCUCAUGGAUGCCUUUGACACUCAGCUCCUGGAAGAAGCUCAGAAAUGCAGCGUUCACAUCCGGGCCCUCAGAGAUGUGGAGGCUCUGGGUCGAGAGCACUACAGGAAACCUGUGCCUCCCGGAGCAGAUGAUCUGUCCAUCGUCUGCUUCACCAGCGGAACCACAGGAAACCCUAAGGGAGUGAUGCUGACCCAUGGGAACGUCGUGGCCGACUUCAGUGGCUUCUUGAAAGUAACAGAUAAGGUGAUCUUUCCAAACCAAGAUGACAUUCUCAUUUCCUUCCUGCCUCUUGCUCACAUGUUCGAGAGGCUGAUUGAGGCGGUGGUUAUCUGCCACGGCGGGAGGAUUGGGUUUUUCCAAGGCGAUAUCCGUCUGCUUCCGGAUGACAUGAAGGCUCUCCGGCCCACAAUAUUUCCAGUGGUGCCUCGACUCCUGAACCGCAUGUAUGACAAGAUCUUCAGUCAGGCCAACACCUCGCUCAAGCGCUGGCUGCUGAACUUCGCGGCUAAGAGGAAAGGGCUGGAGGUGUGCCGCGGCGUGAUCCGCAGCGAUAGUGUAUGGGACAAGAUCUUCUUCCACAAGAUCCAGGCCAGUCUGGGCGGCAGGUUACGGAUGAUCAUCACCGGAGCGGCUCCCGCUUCCCCGAUCGUCCUGGACUUCCUGAGAGCGGCGCUCGGCUGUCAGGUGUACGAGGCGUACGGUCAGACGGAGUGCACCGCCGGAUGCACCUUCACCACCCCUGGAGACUGGACGGCCGGCCAUGUAGGCGCUCCGCUGCCCUGUAAUCUCAUUAAACUGCUGGAUGUGGCUGAGAAGAACUACUUUGCUGCUAAAGGAGAGGGAGAGAUUUGUGUGAAAGGCCCAAACGUCUUCAAGGGUUAUCUGAAAGAUCCUGUGAGGACGGCUGAGACGCUGGACGCAGACGGAUGGCUUCACACUGGAGACAUUGGCAAAUGGCUGCCGAACGGCACGCUGAAGAUCAUCGACAGGAAGAAGCACAUCUUCAAGUUAGCUCAAGGUGAAUAUAUUUCCCCGGAGAAGAUCGAGAGCAUCUACAUCCGCAGUGAACCUGUGUCUCAGCUCUACGUCCACGGAGACAGCCUGCAGUCGUGUCUGGUGGGUAUCAUCGUCCCGGAUCCAGAGGUUUUACCCUCGUGGGCUCAGAAGAAAGGCUUCGGGGGAUGCUAUGACGAGCUGUGUGGAAAUAAAGAAAUUAAGAAAGCCAUUCUGGAUGAUAUGGUGCGCUUGGGAAAAGCUAGUGGCCUCCAUUCAUUCGAACAGGUUAAAGACAUCCACAUCCAUAAAGAAAUGUUCUCCAUACAAAACGGAUUGCUGACCCCCACUUUAAAAGCCAAGAGACCGGAGCUGAAGGAGUAUUUCAAGACGGAAAUCGAGCAGCUGUACAGCAACAUCUCCAUGUAAUCGCUCGUCUCCAGCAGAUGAGGACGGUCCAUCAUUCCUUCACUAUUUGUUCUUCUUCAUUGAAAACUAGCUGGCACUAAACGCUCGGAACGAGCCACGGGCACGAGACCAAGCAUGAGCUUUACUCGCUAUAAGAGUAUUUAAACGAGUAAUUCCCCUUUGGCUGUGAAUGUCAACAGUUGGUGUGCCUUUAGAAAUGUGGCAGAGCUGCAACCAAAUCGAGUCGUCCUCCGAAAGCGGAAGUGGUUCCAGCUAGCAUGCAUGCUUCAUUCGUUCUCCGGUGGGCCGAGGAGGGCAAAGGUCAUCCGUGUCCAUUCACCUUUCCUUUAGGGGUCUGAAGGGAAUUCGAUUGGCAAAGCCAGCACAUUUUUGGCUAAAAGCCAUGCAUGCUGUGUGCCGGCGCUCCAUGUUUGACAUUCCCAGGCCCUUUGAGACAUUUUGCAUAUAAACCUCAUGACCAUAGGAUGCUUGUCUAGGUAGUAAAGGUCUACAAAUGUGGCUCCCUUGAUCAAAGUGAGCACGUCACACAAUCUUGGCCCGACUCGACGGAUCAACUAGCUUUUCAGUUCCUUUCCAUCCCAAAGUAUUUCAAUCGUAGCAUACUUGUUGAAGAAAUUUAGAUGUGAAACUAUUUAAGCAAUGGUUUGAAGUGUAGAGAAACCAAUAAGAUUUGAAUCUGCUCUUGAAUGACAUCAGAACUUUAUCUUUGUGUUUCAUGAAGGGAUAUGAAUGGGGACGAAUCUGCAGAGAUGUUCAUUUAUUCUCGGUUACUUUAGCUUUUGUUUUAUGGCAUUCAAACACACUGUAUUUCACCUGCCCCCUUUCAGUCUGCCUGGUCAGCCUCUAUUGUGUUUUUGUCUGUUUGCUAGAAUGUUGUUGACUUGUUAGCUAAUUUAAUGAUCAGGGUUGUUCUAUUACUCGUUUAUUUAUUGCUAUCAGAGGUUAUUCUCCAUUUGGAUGCUCUUUAUGCUUACAGAUCAACACAAGUGUAGAUUCCUCCUAAUUUCGGUCAGACUGAAGAAUAAUGCCCAACGUCUGUCUUCACGUCAUUCAGACGUCUUCAGAGUCUCUCAGCCAAACAGCUAUUAGACAGUCAGAACAUGUGAGCCUUACACAUUUUGCAUUAUGUUAAAAUUUGAAGAUAAAAGCAAGAGGUUUUCCCCCAGUUUAGACCAACAGUUUGUUGUUUGUGUUUUGGUUAUUGAACCCGUUCACUUGCAUCUUUUCCUGAUAAUAAAGUCUUUUAUGUGCAUGUACAUCUCUGCAUAUACACAAAAAUAGUGAUGAGUGUGUGCAAAACAUGUAAAAAUAAAGAAAAAUUCUUUGUAA